AAAAAAGCUCCCACAAAACGGCUCGAGCAUACAAGGUAAUGGGCUCGGAGAACAGCGCUUUGAAGCGUGAUGCACUGGACGAAACGCCCUUUACGCUGCCCUCCGGAGUCAAUAUUUACCCAGCAGUGCUUCAACGUGGCAAACUCGCCUCCGUCUUUGUGUACAAGAGCGAGAACGAGGACAACGUUAACAAAGCUGCCAAGCACCUGAAAACUCUACGCCACCCUUGCCUCUUGCGCUUCCUUUCUUGCACUGUGGAAAUCGAUGGAAUCCACUUGGUCACGGAGCGCGUGCAGCCGUUGGAGAAAGUCCUGGAGAACCUCUCUUCUUCAGAGAUAUGUGCUGGAAUCUAUGACGUUUUGCAAGCUCUUAUCUUCCUCCACGAUAGAGGAAACCUGACACACAACAAUGUCUGCCUGUCAUCGGUGUUUGUGAGUGAGGACGGGCAUUGGAAGCUUGGCGGCAUGGAAACCGUCUGCAACCAGAACGAAGCCACGGCAGAGUUUCUACGUAGCAUCGAGUCAGUGCGAGAGAAGACAGGCAUCCCACCUGAAGAACUGCGGGCAGACUUCCAACGUCUUCCGGAGGGCCAGGGCCAUUGCCGGGAUGCCUAUUCAUUCGGGGCCAUGGUCGAAAACUUGUUGACAUUUUUAAACGAAGAGGUUUCCGAGGAUGUUCUCUUCAGCUUUCAGCAAACGGUGCGUUCUGUCCUGCUAAAUCCAGAUCCAGCAUGCCGGCCCCCACUUUCCAGUUUGCUGCCCCAUGAAUUCUUCAGGAAUGAUUUCCUGGAAGUCGUGAGCUUUCUGAACACUUUGACGCUGAAAACUGAAGAGGAAAAAACUGCAUUUUUCAAAUUUCUGCUGGACAGAGUAGCUGGCUUGUCAGAGAAAUUGAUCGCUUCGCGGCUGGUGCCUCUAUUGCUCAACCAGCUUGUGUUUGCCGAACCCGUCGCUGUCAAGAGCUUCCUCCCCCACCUCCUGGGCCCAAGAAUGGAAAAAGUUGGCGAGAAUCAGAUCAGCCGCCUGCUUUCUCCAGCGGUGUUCCAGGCACAUGUCAGCCCCGUGCUGCUGAAGCUCUUUGAGGUGCACGAGGAGCACGUGCGGAUCGUCCUGCUGUCUCACCUGGAUGCCUAUGCCGAGCUGUUCACUCAGAAAGAACUAAAAAACAUCGUAUUGCCACAGGUUUUACUGGGGCUGCGCGACACGAGUGACGCUCUGGUGGCUGUAACGCUUCACAGCUUAGGAGUGCUGGUCUCCGUGCUCGGGCCCGACGUCGUCGUAGGCGGCGACAGAUCGAAAAUCUUCAAAUCCUCAGCGCCAAGUUUCACCAAGACCUCCGACCUUUCCCCCGAAGAAUCUCCCACUCACAUCAUGAAUUGCCAGAGUAGGCAAACCUACAAACUCCUGCAGAAUAACCCUUCAGGUGCCCUCUUCAAGUGCCCCAGCUCUGGAAAUAUGUUCUUCAACAAGAACCAUGUGCCAAGGCAAGAUUCUCCUGUGGCCUUAAGGAAAGGGGAACACAACUAUUCGCUGUCUUUAAAUGGGGUUCCUGCCGGAUUCAACUCAUUGAGGAGCAACGGGAGCUGCCAGCUGGGAAUAGAGAAGGCCACGGAGGAAUGGCCGGACUGGGGCGAAUCCGAGGAGCCAGAGACAAAGAACAGCGCCCCUGUCGAUACUGACAGGCAAGAGUUUUGUGCCAGCAGCACUCCCUGCCUUCCCGACCGGCCCGCAGAUCAGAAAACGUGGGUUGACGUGGCUCACAACCCACCCUUUCAAAGCACCUCAGGAAACGGCUCGGAUGCUGUAGGGCCCGAUGAGAGCGCCCAGCCUCGGCUCCCUCCCUGCAUGCCGGCGCUCCAAAGAGAAUUUAGAACUCUGCCUUUGAAUUCCUCCUCAGGGCCCAGCAGCAUCAACCAGAUUUGUGCCCACAAAGACGUGCCAGACAGAGUCCCCAGGCCGCCCCAAGCGUCGCACCUGGAGAGGUCUUCGAAGCGGGAAUGCGACUUAGGAGAGGAAUUCACGAUCCAGGUGAAGAAGAAAGACCUUCACGACCCCGAGCUGGACUGGUUUGCUGAUAUGGUGCCGGACAUCAAACCCGCGUCAGCACUCCUGAUCUUGCCGGAGCUGGGACCCUAUCCUGUUGCUCAGAGCGACUUAGAUGCAAUUUCCGCCAGUGCAGGUGAUGCUCAGAACGUGCCGUUUUCUUCCAAAUUUGCCGCUGCCGCUGUGACAGAGGUAGAUGAUGCUGGCUGGGAAGAAGAAGAGGAGCUAAAGUGGGAAGAUGAAACCAACUGGUGAUACGAGAUCUUUGUUGCUUCUGCUGUGCCCUGGACAAUUUUGACUCCACAAGCGGCGAAAGGACUCGGAAAAGCUUCCCAGUUGGAGCAAGUACUUACUUUUCUGACCCGCAAGGAAAGCUUAUGGCCCUUGGUGCUAGAAAAACAGCUCUUGGACGGAGGGAUGCAUUAAAGAUAGAUGGCUUUAUCUUUCUGGACAGUUGUUUGUGGAGAACACUAGGAAAAAUAAAUGGAUAAUUCACUCA
Molecule: messenger RNA, 2541 nt
Organism: Sphaerodactylus townsendi
Lineage: Eukaryota; Metazoa; Chordata; Lepidosauria; Squamata; Sphaerodactylidae
Gene: SCYL3
Product: SCY1 like pseudokinase 3
Biological process (GO): protein phosphorylation
Molecular function (GO): protein kinase activity; ATP binding
Source: RefSeq, a predicted model, not a curated record